GGUGCUGCUCUCUCCUCCUCCCACAGACGGACAGACACCUCAACUUUAGCGGAGCGACUCGAGCCGCCGCCGCUGAGCCCCGGCAGCCUCCAGCCACCGGGAGGAAGCGAACAAGCUAGCCUUGUCGGAGCACCGAACCGCACCGCCCGCAGUCCCGGAUAUCGUCUGAAUCGAAGCGGAGAGUCGUGACCAGCCGUUCCAGUUCCCAUUAAAAAUGUCUAUAUUACCGUUCACUCCUCCGAUUGUGAAGCGGCUCCUGGGCUGGAAGAAAGGGGAGCAGAACGGCCAGGAGGAGAAAUGGUGCGAGAAGGCAGUCAAAAGUCUGGUGAAGAAGUUGAAAAGGACGGGGCAGCUGGACGAGCUGGAAAAGGCCAUCACAACACAGAAUAUCAACACGAAAUGCUUAACCAUACCCAGGUCUCUAGAUGGCCGGCUGCAGGUUUCCCACAGGAAAGGUCUUCCUCAUGUGAUCUACUGCCGCUUGUGGCGCUGGCCAGACCUGCAGUCCCACCAUGAGCUGAGGGCGGUCGACCACUGUGAAUUUGCCUUCCACACCAAGAAAGAUGAAGUGUGUGUGAAUCCGUACCACUACCAGAGGGUGGAGACGCCAAUUUUGCCUCCUGUCCUUGUGCCACGACAUACCGACAUCCCCGCUGAAUUCCCACCGCUGGAUGACUACAGCCCUUCCAUCCCUGAAAACACCAAUUUCCCCGCAGGCAUUGAGCCCCAGAGUAAUUAUAUUCCUGAAACUCCCCCACCAGGUUACCUGAGUGAAGAUGGUGAGACGAACGAUCACCAGCUCAACCACAGCAUGGACACAGGUUCACCCACCCUGUCACCCAACCCUGUGUCACCCGCAAACAGCAAUCUUGAUUUACAACCCGUGACGUACUGUGAAUCGGCCUUCUGGUGCUCGAUCUCCUACUACGAGCUGAACCAACGUGUGGGAGAGACCUUCCACGCCUCGCAGCCUUCGCUCACAGUCGACGGAUUCACCGACCCCUCCAACUCUGAGCGCUUCUGCCUGGGCCUGCUGUCCAAUGUCAACCGCAACUCUGCAGUGGAGCUCACACGCAGGCACAUAGGUCGGGGUGUGAGGUUGUACUACAUCGGAGGAGAGGUGUUUGCAGAGUGUCUCAGCGACAGUGCCAUCUUUGUACAAAGUCCCAACUGCAAUCAGCGAUACGGCUGGCAUCCUGCGACUGUGUGCAAAAUCCCUCCAGGCUGUAACCUCAAGAUCUUCAACAACCAGGAGUUUGCCGCUCUGCUCGCUCAGUCGGUGAACCAGGGCUUUGAGGCCGUCUACCAGCUCACCAGGAUGUGCACCAUUCGCAUGAGUUUUGUGAAGGGUUGGGGAGCUGAAUACAGGCGCCAGACGGUGACCAGCACCCCCUGCUGGAUAGAGCUUCAUCUCAACGGCCCCCUGCAGUGGCUGGACAAGGUCCUCACGCAGAUGGGCUCUCCCAGCAUUCACUGCUCCAGUGUGUCCUAGAGGGACCCCUCGCUCCCCAGCAGAACCCGCACAUCCUCAUCCACACACUCAAAAACUAGAACCACAUAGGAAAACCAGAAACUUUCUCAGUAGCUGCGUUUACAUGGUCACUUCUCUGUCGAUCGGAAUUCUUUCCAUUUCUGAGAUCAGACUUUCCUAUUUACAUAAACACGGAAGUCAGUGAUGGGACUGGUGUGCAGGUUUAUGGAAUACUGUCUGAUUCAGUCGGUGGAUCAGACGAUCACUGUUUGUGAUCCCACAUUCAGCUUUACUCAGAAGCCCACCAGCAUUGAGGAUGGAUUUGUUUGUUCAACAAGUGCGUUAUGUUUCUCUGUGUUCCUUUUGAAACUUUAACACCAGAGAAACAUUUCCCGUAUGCAAAAUAUGAUCAGGAUAACACCGCAUCGAUUUCUUCAAACGAUGUGUGGACUGUCCCGUUGUCACGUUGCAUAACAAAUAUGCACACAAAACUCCAAACAGUGGGAAGCGAUCCACUGUGCAGUUUACAUAAACUCUGACCAGGGUUCCUACAACCUUCUCUGAAUUAAUUGUAAUUUCAAUCUGAACCGACGGAAGAACUUGCUUGAGGAAGCUUUUAUUCAGAUUGGCAUUUAAUUGGCUUACUUACGGUCCAUGUAGCCGCAGCUACUCAUGCUAAAGGAAAGAUGCACCAUUCAUAAAGCCAUUAAAACCACCUUCUCCCUCACUGUGUGACAUUUCUCAUCACAUGGGUAGCACUUUUUAAAUACCACUUGGUCUCCGUUGGAUGGUUAUUUUAGGACUUGUACAUUCUGUCAUUAUGAUGCCACACAGGACGUUUUGAAGGGAAAAAAAAAUGUUUUUUUCUUUUGAUUCAUUCAAACUCUUGUGUUUUAAUGCUGUAGUUUUUCUUUGUGUUUUGUAUUUCAUCAAGAAAGCAGGAAUGUUUGUUGGCUUAGUUGAAGUAAUGGUACUAUUUCAGCUCGACCAUUGUCUACACGUUUCAGAACAUUUUUGAUUCUAUGAAUUAACCAAGAUAAUGAAUACUCUUCCAUCAUUGAUGUUUCAGUGUGUUAGGCCCACUGUUUAUAAUCUCUGAAAUGGGAGUCUUAUUUAUCCACUCACUUAACAUGCAAAGUGUUAUUCUCUCUCGUGAUUUAAUGGAAUAUAUUGAAUUAAUAUUUUAAGUACAAGGUACUUUGCCCAUAUUCUUUCAUCUACAUUGUUGAAAACAUAAAUUGAUCACUUAAUUGGUAUUUUAUCUAUUUUAAGAAAAA
Messenger RNA from Salarias fasciatus (jewelled blenny), 2748 nucleotides. RefSeq names its product SMAD family member 3b (gene smad3b). The coding region runs from base 215 to 1492 and encodes 425 amino acids. Gene Ontology annotation, biological process: SMAD protein signal transduction; positive regulation of transcription by RNA polymerase II; transforming growth factor beta receptor signaling pathway. Gene Ontology annotation, cellular component: heteromeric SMAD protein complex. Gene Ontology annotation, molecular function: RNA polymerase II cis-regulatory region sequence-specific DNA binding; I-SMAD binding; DNA-binding transcription factor activity, RNA polymerase II-specific. NCBI's taxonomy places the organism in Eukaryota, Metazoa, Chordata, Actinopteri, Blenniiformes, Blenniidae. The record is from RefSeq and is a predicted model, not a curated record. The transcript is spliced from 9 exons.